AUGGCGGACCUGGUCUCCGACGUGCUCCUGUCCUUCUUCUGCUGCUGCUUCUACCCUCCCGGGGGGCACCACGACACGCGACACUACCGCGGCCACCCGGCGGGCAGAAGCUCCGCGCAUCGUCACCACCACGGCGCCGCGGGUCGUACGGUGGCCAGUCGGAGCAGACCGGCCCUGUCUCUCCAGACGGUGGAGCUCAAGGUCCGGAUGUGCUGCGACGGCUGUGAGCGAGCCGUGAUGCAGUCUCUCGUGAACCUCCGAGGAGUGGACAGCGUGGAGGUGGACGCCGGGACGGGGAAGGUGAGGGUGACGGGGUACGUGGAGCGGGGAAAGGUGCUGCGGGAGGUACGCCGCCGGAGCGGGAAGAAGGCGGACUUCUGGCCGAGCGGCGGCACGCCGCUGCGCUUCGCGUCUCCCGGGGGCUGCUUCGGCGGCAGCGAGCCGUACCGCGACACCUACAGCUACCACCGACGCGGCUACGGUGAUGGUGGUGAUCGUCACGGCCGCGCCCGCAGGCCUGCUCGUGGCAGCGACGCCGUCAGCAACAUGUUCAACGAUGAUGAUGUCAACGCGUGCGCGAUCAUGUGA
Molecule: messenger RNA, 588 nt
Organism: Triticum turgidum subsp. durum (durum wheat)
Lineage: Eukaryota; Viridiplantae; Streptophyta; Magnoliopsida; Poales; Poaceae
Source: the annotation of a GenBank genome assembly